Molecule: messenger RNA, 1023 nt
Organism: Tupaia belangeri chinensis (Chinese tree shrew)
Lineage: Eukaryota; Metazoa; Chordata; Mammalia; Scandentia; Tupaiidae
Product: C4b-binding protein alpha chain
Exons: 4
Coding region: 188-775 (195 amino acids)
Source: RefSeq, a predicted model, not a curated record
CUCUGAGCUUCUUCCUGAUUCAGAGCUCUGUCCGGCCCUGACUGUGCCCCAGGGUUUGCUGCUGACCAGUGCACAGCUGACCUCCAGCGUGGCAGCUGCUGUUGCUAGUUUCCUUUCUUCCCUGCAGACAUUUCCAGGUGGAAUCUGCUACCUUCGAGCUUCUGUUGGUGCACAGUCAACGUGUGCUAUGAGGCCUGCGUCAGUAAGCGAGUGCUCACCUCUCUGCCUCCUCGGGGUUCUGACCUUGUUGCUGUGCCCAUCCAGCCUGCAUGCUUGCAGUUCACCUCCCAAGAUUAAACAUGGAUACUUUAAGGAUAUUAGUGAAAGCUGGUAUUCCCCUACCGUGGUGCAGUAUGAAUGUGAGGAAGGAUACGCUCUGGUGGGAGCAGCUACAAUCUCUUGCAGGCUUUUUGAUUGGUCAUCUCCAGCUCCUCAAUGUAAAGCUCUGUGCCUAAAACCAGAAGUACCAAAUGGAAAGCUGUCUGUGGAGAAGGAUCAGUACGUCAACCCCGAAACUGUCACCAUCCAAUGUGACCCUGGCUACAGAAUGGUUGGCUCUGCAAGUAUCUCUUGCUCAGAGAACAAAUCUUGGAGCCCAGAUGUACCCAAGUGUGAAAGGGAAGUCCCUGAAGAUCCUAAUAUAGUUCUAGGAGGCAGAAAGCUCUUACACUGUCUCCCAAGUCAUAGGGACUCAAAAAUGGCCCUGGAGUUACAUAAACUUUCCCUGGAGAUUGAAAAACUGGAGCAAGAGAGAGACAAAGAAAAAAGCAUUUAAAUAUAUUGCACCUACUUUUUAAAACGAUGGAGAAAAAUUUGCUUUUCUGUACAAGCUCUAGAGAGAAAAUCUCAGUGUGUCAAUCCAUUUAAGCAGUAUCAUUUAUUGCAAUAAAUAACUUUAGUAAAACUUGUUAAUACGCAUAUGAUCCUGGGAUGUAGUUAUUAAUAACAUAUAAUUAUUAUUCAGCUUAAGUUUUUACUUUUCUGAAAUUGGCAGGUUAACCAAAAUAAAUAAUAUUAAAUGGA